This is a messenger RNA of Meriones unguiculatus (Mongolian gerbil), 3453 nucleotides long. It is a transcript of the gene Man2c1, whose product is annotated as mannosidase alpha class 2C member 1. The coding region runs from base 12 to 3368 and encodes 1118 amino acids. The transcript has 26 exons. Gene Ontology annotation, biological process: mannose metabolic process; oligosaccharide catabolic process. Gene Ontology annotation, molecular function: alpha-mannosidase activity; carbohydrate binding. NCBI's taxonomy places the organism in Eukaryota, Metazoa, Chordata, Mammalia, Rodentia, Muridae. The record is from RefSeq and is a predicted model, not a curated record.
GCUGGGAUGAGAUGAGAACCACCAAGGAGCAGCAGCUUCCGGGUUUUACCGGGAUGGCUCCCCAAAGCCAGCCUCUUGCAAAAGCUGUGGUGUCCCAAGGAAAGCUGCUCGGGUCUGCAAGGUACUGGACGGAUGCCGGAACCUUUGGUUCCAAACGGUGCAGCGAGCCGGCAGCACCAAGGAUCUUCCGGGAGGAAAGGCGCAUCGCCAUGGCGGUAGCGCCGUUCUUGAAGCACUGGCGCACCACUUUCGAGCGGGUGGAGAAGUUCGUGUCCCCGACCUACUUCACCGACUGUAACCUUCGCGGCAGGCUCUUUGGGGACAGCUGCCCAGUGACACUCUCCAGCUUCCUGACGCCCGAGAGGCUUCCCUACCAGGAGGCAGUGCAACAGAACUUCAGCCCCGCCCAGGUCGGCGACAGCUUCGGACCCACAUGGUGUACUUGCUGGUUCCGGGUGGAACUGGUCAUCCCUGAAGCUUGGGUGGGCCAGGAAGUUCAUCUUUGCUGGGAAAGCGAUGGAGAAAGCCUUGUCUGGCGUGAUGGUGAACCUGUCCAGGGUUUGACAAAAGAGGGUGAAAAGACCAGUUAUAUCUUGACUGAUAAGCUAGAAGAAGAAGAGCCUCGGAGCUUGACCCUCUAUGUGGAAGUAGCCUGCAAUGGGCUUCUGGGGGCCGGGAAGGGAAGCAUGAUUGCAGCCCCUGACCCGGAGAAGAUGUUCCAGCUGAGCCAGGCUAAGCUGGCUGUGUUCAACCGGGAUGUCCACAGUCUCCUUGUGGACCUGGAGCUGCUGCUGGGUGUGGCCAAGGGCCUCGGGGAGGACAACCAGCGCAGUUUCCAGGCCCUGUACACAGCCAACCAGAUGGUGAACAUGUGUGAUCCUGCCCAGCCUGAGACCUACUCGGCAGCCAAGGCCCUGGCCUCCAAGUUCUUCGGCCAGUGUGGAGGUGAAAGCCAACAUACGAUCCAUGCCAUGGGGCACUGCCACAUUGAUACAGCCUGGCUGUGGCCCUUCAAGGAGACUGUGAGGAAAUGUGCCCGGAGCUGGUCAACAGCUGUGAAGCUCAUGGAGCAGAACCCUGAGUUCAUCUUUGCCUGCUCUCAGGCCCAGCAGCUCGAGUGGGUGAAGAGCCACUACCCUGGCCUGCAUGCCCGGCUCCAGGAGUUUGCCUGCCGAGGACAGUUUGUGCCUGUGGGGGGCACCUGGGUAGAAAUGGAUGGGAACCUUCCCAGUGGAGAGGCCAUGGUGAGGCAGUUCCUACAGGGCCAGAAUUUCUUUCUGCAAGAGUUUGGGAAGAUGUGUUCUGAGUUCUGGCUGCCAGAUACAUUUGGCUACUCAGCACAGCUCCCCCAGAUCAUGCGUGGCUGUGGCAUCAAGCGCUUUUUGACACAGAAACUGAGCUGGAACUUGGUCAACUCCUUCCCACACCACACCUUUUUCUGGGAGGGGCUGGAUGGCUCCCAAGUGCUGGCACACUUCCCACCUGGCGACUCCUACGGAAUGCAGGGCAGUGUGGAAGAGGUGCUGAAGACUGUGACCAACAACCGGGACAAGGGGCGGACCAACCACAGUGGCUUCCUCUUCGGCUUCGGGGAUGGGGGUGGUGGCCCCACACAGACCAUGUUGGACCGCUUGAAGCGGCUGGGCAACACUGACGGGCUGCCCAGGGUGCAGCUGUCUUCUCCUGAACAGCUCUUCACAGCACUGGAGACAGACUCCCAGCAGCUGUGCACGUGGGUUGGGGAACUCUUCCUGGAACUGCAUAAUGGCACCUACACUACCCAUGCCCAGCUCAAGAAGGGGAACCGGGAGUGUGAGCAGAUUCUUCAUGAUGUGGAGUUGCUCAGCAGCCUGGCCCUAGCCCGCAGUGCCCAGUUCCUGUACCCAGCAGCCCAGCUGCAGCACCUCUGGAGGCUCCUGCUCCUCAACCAGUUCCAUGAUGUGGUGACCGGAAGCUGCAUUCAGCUGGUGGCAGAAGAUGCCAUGAGCUAUUAUGAAGACAUCCGUUCUCACGGCAGUACAAUGCUCAGCGCUGCAGCUGCAGCCUUGUGUGCUGGAGAGCCAGGUCCCGAGGGCCUCCUCAUUAUCAACACGCUGCCCUGGAAGCGCACUGAAGUGUUGGCACUGCCCAAGCCUGGUGGGGCUCACAGUCUAGGCCUUGUCCCCAGCCCUGGUGACAGUGCCCAGUGUUGGCUAUGCGCCUGCGCCCACCCCUACCUCACUACAGCCCCUGCUACCACAGCAGCCCGUGUUCGUGAUGCAGGAGGUAGCUCAACGAUCCUUCCCCGCAAGACUGAUGGUUCCGUGAUUCUGGACAAUGGCAUCAUCCGGAUAAGAUUGGAUCCAACUGGCUGCCUUACUUCCCUGGUCCUGGUGGCUUCUGGCAGAGAAGCCAUUGCUGAGGGAGCCCUGGGGAACCAGUUCGUGCUGUUUGAUGAUGUGCCGUUAUACUGGGAUGCGUGGGAUGUCAUGGACUACCAUCUAGAGACACGGAAGCCUGUGCUGGGCCAGGCUGGGACCCUGGCAAUAGGUGCUGAAGGUGGCCUUCGGGGCAGUGCCUGGUUCCUCUUACAGAUCAGCCCCAACAGCCGGCUCAGCCAGGAGGUUGUGCUGGAUGUUGGCUGCCCCUAUGUCCGAUUCAACACCGAGGUACACUGGCAUGAGGCCCACAAGUUCCUGAAGGUGGAGUUCCCUGCUCGAAUCCGGAGCCCGCAGGCUACCUAUGAGAUCCAGUUUGGGCACCUUCAGAGGCCUACCCACUACAACACCUCUUGGGACUGGGCUCGAUAUGAGGUGUGGGCGCACCGCUGGAUAGAUCUGUCUGAGUGUGACUUUGGGCUGGCCCUGCUCAACAGCUGCAAGUAUGGAGCGUCAGUGCGAGGCAGCGUCCUCAGCCUCUCCCUGCUGCGUGCACCUAAGGCCCCAGAUGUUACUGCUGACAUGGGGCGCCAUGAAUUCACGUAUGCCUUGAUGCCACACAAAGGUUCCUUCCAAGAAGCUGGUGUUAUCCAUGCUGCCUACAACCUCAACUUUCCCCUGCUGGCAUUGCCAGCUCCAGGCCCAGCACCUGCCACCACCUGGAGCGCCUUUUCCGUAUCUUCCCCGGCUGUCGUGUUGGAGACCAUCAAGCAGGCCGAGAAGAGCCAUCAGCACCGCACACUGGUUCUGAGGCUGUAUGAGGCUCAUGGCAGCCAUGUGGACUGCUGGUUACACACAUCGCUGCCUGUUCAGGAGGCCAUUCUUUGUGACCUCCUGGAGCAGCGAGACCCUACUGGUCACCUGUCCCUUCAGGACAACCGCCUGAAGCUCACCUUUUCUCCCUUCCAAGUGCGGUCCCUAUUGCUUGUGCUCCAGCCUCCAACAAACUGAAUCUUGUUUGUGGAGGGCUUUGGGAACUCCUCAUUUCCAUCUCCCCAGCCGGAGGCAUUUUGUACAAUAAAUGCUUAGAUUAGCA